This is a messenger RNA of Punctularia strigosozonata HHB-11173 SS5, 1533 nucleotides long. Its product is annotated as WD40 repeat-like protein. The record is from RefSeq and is a predicted model, not a curated record. The annotation marks the transcript as partial. NCBI's taxonomy places the organism in Eukaryota, Fungi, Basidiomycota, Agaricomycetes, Corticiales, Punctulariaceae. Gene Ontology annotation, molecular function: protein binding. The transcript has a single exon.
ACGGUCUGUAUUUGGGAUGUGCAGUCUGAGAAGCUCGUCCAUCCACCACUCCAGGGACAUACGGCCGGGGUCCGUUCCGUGGCUUUCUCGCCUGACUCUAACUGGGUGGUCUCAGGUUCAGAUGAUGGAAUGAUUUGCUUAUGGGAUACCACAACGGGAACACUCGUGCACGAGCCAUUGCGCGGCCGUCCAUACGGUAUAUCCUAUGUUGCAUUCUCGCAGGAUGGAAAAUGGAUUGCUUCGGGCGGCGAGACCGUGAAGCUGUGGGAUGCCAACUCCGGCCAGCCUAUCGGGUCCCCUCUUCGGGGCCGCACUAGCAGUGUCACAGCGUUGGCGAUCUCCCCGGACAGCAAGUUCGUUGUAUCCGGUUCUGGAGACGGUGUCAUUCAUCUCUGGGACACGGUAGAACAGGCCCUCUGCACGACUUUCCAUGGUCACUCUGACGAGGUGAAUUCUGUAGCGUUCUCGGGAGACGGCCAGUACAUCGUCUCCGGAUCAUACGACAGGACUGUGCGCGUGUGGAAUGCUUCAACCCGACGCACUGAGAAGGACAUUGUCAGAAGAUUCGCUGGCCUGGGCGACAGUAUGGCUGUUUCGCUGGAUGGGGAGCGUAUUGUCACUUGGCACAACGACGACAUUCGCGUGUGGGAUGUCUCGACGGGAAUGAUUGUUCGAGGGCAGCACUGGCCGGAACACACAGCCUACGUACUCUACGUUGCGUUCUUACCCGAUGGACUGCACGUCUUGUCGUGGUCGGAUGAUGGCAACGUUCGCGUGUGGGAAGUCUCCACCGGUCACGUUCGCGUGUGGGAAGUCUCCACCGGUCAACAGAUUCGCCAGUUCCAAAAAGUUCUGAUUUUUCAACGCCGUUGGCCAAACCUUGCAGCAAUCUCUCCGGACGGGAAGUAUAUCGCAUUGUCACGCUCAGAAGAGACUAUACACAUAUGGGACAUCUCCACCGGGGAGCGUUCACAGGAACCUCUCGAAGGUCACACUGAUGAGGUCACAUCCCUUGCCUUCUCUCCAGACGGGAAGCACAUCGCAUCGGGAGGUAUGGACCACACCAUACGUCUAUGGGACGUCGAGACAGGUCAGACUGCAUGCGCGCCAUUGGAGGGGCACACCGAUUCGGUAGAAUCCGUUGCCUUUUCGCCCGAUGGCGCUUAUCUCGUGUCCAGUGACCGCGCUGGCGUCAUUCGGAUCUGGGACUGUGCCACGGGACAGACGAUCUGCGGUCCUUGGCGUGGCGAUGACGAUUGCGUUCGCUCCGUCGUUUUCUCGCCGAACGGACGCUGCGUGGCCUCGGGCGGAGAGGAUGGUACAGUUCGCGUUUGGGAUGCGGUCACCGGGGAGGCGAUUCGCGAGCCGUUUCGGGGUCACACAAGUUGGGUCCGAACGGUGGCAUUUUCACCAGAUGGCAAAUGCAUCAUAUCACGCGGCAACGACGACACGAUCCGGUUCUGGGAUGCCUCGACGGGGCAGGCUGACGAUGUCGAGGGACCACGGGGUGCGUCACCUCAACGUUUCACUUGA